ACUCUCUCUGAAAAUCAGUGGAAAAAAUAUCCUCAGGUGAGGAUUAAAAAAAAAAAAAGGUCAUUUAUGUAGAAGUAGAUGUUUUCUGAAACAUAAGAAACUAGCUUUUAAAAAUGACUACGGAAGUUUUCCCAAACUACCAGUUCAUUAGAUACUGUAUAUUUCUAUCUGAAAACUUCUUUUUCCCCAGAAUUCUUUGAGAUGUGCCUGGGUUCCUCCAUUUCUUGUGACUCUCAGUGGAGUUGUACCCAAUUUCAUCUAGAUACCCUUCAUCUCACAAGCAAACACAGCAUCAGGGAGCCCCAGCGAGUGUGCAGACAAACAGCAGCCUCAGGCCUCUCUCUUCCUUGGGGUCGAGAAGCAGAGGACCAUGGAAUACACCACAUGGUUAACCCUGCAGAACUUAGAUGGUGAUUGACCAAGACCUAAACCAAAGUAGUGGGCAAACCUAGUUUCUGUGUUCCCGCUACCAAACACCUGUGCUGCUAAAUACAGGGGUGGGCAUUAAGACUUAGUUACCUAUCUGCUUGGCUACCUCCUGUCCUUGCAGAAAGAAUGAAAAGAAUUACUCAUCCCCAGGAGGAAGAGAUGACUUUCUCAGGUUCUUAUUUCUUGGUUGAAAGAGGCUAGCAGUGGGUGAGGGAAGGAACAGGUAAGGCUCUCUGAGUAUACCCAUUUGAAGCUAAAACCUCUAUUUAGCCAUCUGAUAUCGAAGUUGAAUCUGUUAUACCAUUUGCCCAUAUCUGUAUGUUGUCAGAAAGCAAAUUUCUUGAACUCCCCGUUACCAAAUCACCCAAACCAAAAGGUAAAAGAAAAUAAAGCUUUUGCUAAGUUAGCUGCCUUCCUAAAAGUGUAAAAAACAUUCAUUUGAAGGUAAUUUUUUUUCUUGUGAAAUCAUAGUUACUGUUGCUUCUCACUGGGUUGUAAGUCCCUGAAGGACAGGGCUAGUUCUUACUCCUCUCUAAAUCCCUAGGAACUCUCUUGGAUGCUCUUAGCUAUCAGAAUGCUUAAAAUCACAUUCAGUGUUCAUCCUGUAGCUCUUUCUGAGUAUCUGCUGAGCAGCUUUUCCUUUUGGUCUUUCAUAUUGACUUUUUAUUAUAAGCUACUUGGAGCGUUCUUGAAAAUAACCGGGGUGUAAAGUGUAAAAAGUGUGGACAUUUUCCAUAUGUAGCAUUAUUUUAACCUGUCAGAGGGAUGUUCUAAAUGCAUUCCCUUCUUUCUCACCCCCUCCCUUUUUUUAAAACUACCAGGUAUUCGUUACAGCACUGAUGUGAGUGUAGAUGAAGUAAAAGCUUUGGCUUCUCUGAUGACAUAUAAGUGUGCAGUGGUUGAUGUGCCAUUUGGGGGUGCCAAAGCUGGUGUUAAGAUCAAUCCCAAGAACUAUACUGAUAAUGAAUUGGAAAAGAUCACAAGGAGGUUCACCAUGGAACUGGCAAAGAAGGGCUUUAUUGGUCCGGGCAUUGAUGUACCUGCCCCAGACAUGAGCACAGGCGAGCGGGAGAUGUCCUGGAUUGCUGACACCUAUGCUAGCACCAUAGGGCACUAUGAUAUUAAUGCCCAUGCUUGUGUCACUGGUAAACCCAUCAGUCAGGGUGGGAUCCACGGACGGAUCUCUGCUACUGGCCGGGGAGUUUUCCAUGGGAUUGAAAACUUCAUCAAUGAAGCUUCUUACAUGAGCAUUUUAGGAAUGACACCAGGAUUUGGAGAUAAAACAUUUGUUGUUCAGGGGUUUGGUAAUGUGGGCCUGCAUUCUAUGAGGUAUUUGCAUCGCUUCGGUGCUAAAUGUGUUGGUGUUGGUGAAUCUGAUGGGAGCAUAUGGAAUCCAGAUGGUAUUGACCCAAAGGAACUGGAAGACUUCAAAUUGCAACAUGGGUCAAUCCUGGGCUUCCCCAAGGCAAAGCUUUAUGAAGGGAGCAUCUUAGAAGCCGACUGUGACAUACUGAUCCCUGCUGCCAGUGAGAAGCAACUGACCAAGUCCAAUGCACCCAGAAUCAAAGCCAAGAUCAUUGCUGAAGGUGCCAAUGGGCCGACAACUCCAGAAGCUGAUAAGAUUUUCCUGGAGAGGAACAUUAUGGUUAUUCCAGAUCUCUACCUAAAUGCUGGAGGAGUGACAGUGUCUUACUUUGAGUGGCUGAAGAACCUAAAUCAUGUCAGUUAUGGCCGUUUGACCUUCAAAUAUGAGAGGGAUUCUAAUUACCACUUGCUCAUGUCUGUUCAAGAGAGUUUGGAAAGAAAAUUUGGAAAGCAUGGUGGAACUAUUCCCGUUGUGCCCACAGCAGAGUUCCAAGACAGGAUAUCGGGGGCAUCUGAGAAAGACAUCGUGCACUCUGGCCUAGCUUACACGAUGGAGCGCUCGGCCAGGCAAAUCAUGCGCACAGCCAUGAAGUAUAACCUGGGACUGGACCUGAGAACAGCUGCCUAUGUCAAUGCCAUUGAGAAAGUCUUCAAGGUGUACAAUGAAGCCGGCGUGACCUUCACAUAGAUGGACUGCAGCUGACUUCUUCACUACCCUCCUCACCUCCUCAUCUGUAGACCUAUCGCAAGUUUACAUGUAACCACACAUCUUUCUCUCAUUACUUAUUAGAUAAUGGACAACAUUCUCACAGGUCAAUCCAAAUCAGCCCCUUAAGAAAAAAAUUAAAGUUAGGGAUUGGUGUACAAAGCUGAAAGUAGAUGCCAGAGAGCCAUUUGGGUGUUUUGCCUUUAAAUAACAAGUCCCUUCUAUCUGGCUGCACCACCUUGCUACCCGGCUGCCUCCCUGCACUCAGAGCUUGGCCAGGAAGGUACCUGUAGUCCAAGAGCAGUUGGUUAUUUGCUGCUUCAGCUCUGGCCAAGCCUAAGACGUGCUGUAACUUUGACACGUUUAAGAAGCACGUGUGUGGCAUUUUCAGAAGGUAGCAUGGUCCUCAAGUAAGUUACUGAUAUUUUAUAUCAGCAAAAGAACUCAAUUCUGUAGACUGCAACAAAAAUAAAAGCUAUUUCUUUUUAUGCAUUUUAUUCUUUUAGAAUAAAAUAAGUACAUGCUGCUGUAAUAAAAUUGCCUUUAAUCACUUAAUAAGCCUAACCUUGACUCAAGCAGUGAAUGCCUAUAAACAUAAUGAAUGAAAAAAGCUAGUAUUUUUAUAACAGUUUCAUUUAUAGCUUAUCAAUAGUAUAUUGUUAAACAAAAAAAGCCCAGUGGAGAAUGUUAUCUUCAUACAUAUCAUUCACUAGCAAAUGAUGGAGGCUGUCGGAAUUUACUAACCACAAUUAUGACAUAUAGUCCAAAGAAUGCAGUAACCUCCUCAUGUUAAUUAAUUGCUCUUUUCUUUUCAAAAUCUAUUGUGCUGACUGAUUGAACAAUAAUUCAAGUAGAGUGUCCCAGAAAAAAAGCACUUGGACUCCCUCUCUGGAGUCUGGCUGGCAGCUCUGAGCACUGCCAGUAAUGUCCCAACUCGCCCUGACUUCGUGUCCCCUUCCAGGGGCCUCACAUCCUGCGCACGGCUUCACUAACAGCAGCCUGAACGCAGCCUGGAACUGAGUGUGUGUGUUUUGCCAGGGCCUUUUGAACAGUGGUGUCCCAAUGAAGUGCUAGAUAUUAUUUAUGUAAGAAUGAGCUUUUUUCUUUUUUUAACAAUAAUAUCCUGUCAGAAAUUUCUAACUACUUUGUAACUGCAUGACUUAACCUGGUGAUAAAAGCAGUUAUUAAAAGUCUACCUUUUCCAAA
Miniopterus natalensis is the source of this 3706-nucleotide messenger RNA. The record is from RefSeq and is a predicted model, not a curated record. NCBI's taxonomy places the organism in Eukaryota, Metazoa, Chordata, Mammalia, Chiroptera, Miniopteridae.